Ostrinia nubilalis (European corn borer) is the source of this 2644-nucleotide messenger RNA. RefSeq names its product tumor protein D54. Gene Ontology annotation, cellular component: cytoplasm. Bases 325 to 1317 code for a protein of 330 amino acids. Lineage: Eukaryota; Metazoa; Arthropoda; Insecta; Lepidoptera; Crambidae. The record is from RefSeq and is a predicted model, not a curated record. The transcript is spliced from 6 exons.
AGACGGGCGCGGGCGGGUGUGCGGCCCGACGUGGCGGAAGACCCGAUCCAUUGCGCGCCGGCUGCGCACACAUUGAUGCCGCCCGUGCUCGACGCCUUGCCAAAGUCGCGUUAUGUUUUUCAAAGUGACAGUACUUUCCUAGAAACUAUCAUGUAACACUAAUUGCAUCUGGAGAUAUAAGUGAUCUCAUUAUUGUUUUGUUUCUGAUGCGAAUGGGUGAUGAUAUUGUCUCGUGCUUCGAAGAGCCUAUUGUAGUGAUUCCAACGCAAACAUCCGAAAUAUGUUACAUUUUCGCGGUAGACGAGGCAGAUAGUGGAUAGGGGUAUGGCGAGCGAUGGGGCGUCGAGCGGCGGCAUGGAGCCAGCGAGCUUGGAGUACAUGGAGGACCCUUACUUUGUGCCGCCGGACGACGAGUCAACGCCGAGCUUCGACGUGGCCGUGGACGAGUUGGACGAAGUCGAGGAGAUAGCCAACUGGCCACACGAUGACCCCGAGGCAGAUUGGCGCGCGUUGCCCGAUCUUGUGGACUCCGGAUUGUGCAUAGAGACAGAGUUUUACAUGGACAAUCGGCGCCGACGACUAAGAAUAUUUCGAAAAAAAAUGCGAGAAGUCCGAGUAACGUUCCAAGAUUUAUCUAAGCCGUAUCUUGCCAAAGUUUCCAGUCACACAAACUACAAGAAGUUUUUAGGUAUCACUCUCGGAGCUGAAGAAGCGAUGGCAGCGACGGGCGCCGCCGGCGACGCGCAGACGCCCGACGAGCUGGUGGGGCUGACGCCCGAGCAGGCUGAGCAGCUGCGCGCCGAGUGGAGCCGCGAGCUCGCGCGCGUCGAGGACGAGAUCGCCACGCUGCGCACCGUACUGCAGAGCAAGAUUCGUCAAAGUUCCGAACUCAAACGAAAACUUGGCAUUACAGUGUGGAAAGAAAUUACUGAAGAUGUUAAUCAGGGUUUGAAAAAUGUUAAGGAAAGCCAAGUCUAUCAGUCGAUAGAAACACGCGUGGCCACACUUACACAGGCUGUGACAGAAUCACCAAUAUACCAAAAAACUGAAUCUGUGAUAAAAUCGACGGCGGAGAAGACGACCUCGAUACUGGGCGGCAUCACGGCCGGCGUGUCGCACAAGCUCGGCCAGAUGCGCAACUCCGACUCCUUCCGCUCCAUCGAGGAGCGCGUCGGCUCCGCUUAUGAAAACGUUAAGGGUAAAGUAGCCUCGCGGUCCAACUCGACACAGAGCUUCGACGAGGCGCUGCGCGACGCCAGCCGCGCGGCCAGCGGCGCCACCUCGCCCACCAUCCCCGAGAACAAGCCGCUGCCCUAGGCCGCGCCCACGCAGGGACGGGACGUUACACGAGCAACGAGCAACUGAAAUAACGCAAAACUUUCAUUCGAUUUGAAUUUUUAACAGACUUCAAAAAAUAAGUUUCACUUAUUGGAGUAUGUUUUUUGAACAUAAAUUUUUUUUUUCUAUCAUACCGUGUCUAAAAGUUCGGUUCAGUAAUUUAAACAAAAAUGUAUAGUCUUAUGUGCUGACGACUGUAAGCUCCAGCUAUAGCAAUGUGUGCUUGCGUUAUUUGAGGCAUGAUCAAAGAGAAUAGACAAAUAUUCACUAUUUAAACCGUAAUUUGUAUAUUGUAUGUAUGUAUAUAGUUAAUAAUAAAUGUAUCUGAGCUUUUGCGAUAUUUCAGCUACACGUUGUAUACUUACAGUUUCAUUUAUCCGACCACUGUAUUUGUCGAAAUAACCCCUUCUAGAACUGUAUCGCGACUGUGUAUCGAUGUUAGGUAUUAACUUAUGUUGUUUGGGGUUACGCGACAGCUCUUGUCUUUAGACAAUAAAUAUCAAAACUCAUCUAAAAUCACUUUAAUUAUCAAGAAAUUAACUUAUUAUUAUUUUUAGACUUUUGAGUGCAUUCCCAAAAGACAAAAUUGUAUAUUUCUGUUAUUAGGGGAAGAAAGGGUAGAAAUACUUGUGUCGUCUGUUAAAAUGAUAUGAUUGGCGGUCAAGGAAAGGUACAAUAUGCAAACUUCAUUCGUUGUUAUAUAAAUUAAUAUAAUUGUGUUGAAGAUGAAAGCCUCCUUUACUUCAAUUUAAAUCUACUGUGGCGUGGUUGCACUAUAAAAGUUUUCAAUUUUGCAACGCUUCAUGUUUUUACUUUUUCACAAAUGUUCGUCUGAAUAAGCAUUCCAAAAUUAUUUUUCACACUAGCUAGACGGUUUGUAUUAUGAAGUGGCACUUAAGUCUGACUAAAAAUUGACAUUCUUUUUCACUGCGUUGUUCAAAACGGAAUACUCCUGAUAAAUCAAUCAACAGGACCGCUAUCCUGUAUAAGUUAAAGGGGAAAAAUAAAUGCUGUUAAACAAUUCCUUGAAUGUGUAUAAAUUGGGCUCUCUGUCACAGUCAUGGUGAAUAGAGCAGAAGUAACAUUGCAGACAAAGGUCCAUCACUUUUAUAUUAAUAUUACACAUGUUGUAACCUUGUUGUGUAGCAAAAUGUGUGUGUAUAAGACACUAUAACUUGCCGAUGCCUGUUAGGUCCAUGGAAAAAUGAUAUUUUUAUAAGAUGCUUAGCUUUCCUUUACUUGAUAAAUGUUUUCACUAUUUACAUUAAUUACCUUUGAAGAUGGUAAAUAAAUUUAUGUAUUAAAA